CGCCAUUUGAAGUAUAAAACUUCACAGGUCUCCUUCCAUUUCCAAUUUUCAAACCCUAAAAUCCCCUUUCUUCUUCUUCAUACUCUCAAUUCCAUUCCGUACCACAAAUCGAUACUGCUAUCAUCUCUCCUUCAACCAAACCACAACAAUGUCAUUUUCAAUCAUCACUUGUAAUUUUCCAGAAACUCCCAAAUUUCAACAACUUUCAAAACCUAAUUUCAUUCCUUCAACUAAAUCAACAACAAGAACAAAGCUAGACUCUAAAUUUCAUCAUCAAGACCACACUACUCUCAUUUCCACAUUCAAUCAAUUGCUCCGUCAGAACAAGCCUACACCAGAGACAAUCGAAUUUAACAAAAUCUUAACUUCCCUUGCCAAGCUCAAACACUACUCAACUGUUAUUUCACUUCAUCAAAAGAUGGAAUUAAACGAAAUUUACUCAGACUUUGUCACUUUCAAGAUCUUGAUAAAUUGUUUUUCUGAAUUGGGUCAAAUUUCUCUUUCAUUUGCUGUAUUUGCCACUAUUCUCAAAAAGGGUUAUCACCCAGACGUCAUAACCUUUAAUACACUCAUCAAAGGUCUUUGUCUCAAAGGUGAGAUCGAUAAAGCAUUGAACUUUCAUCACAAGUUGGUUACACACAGAUUUCAAUUGGAUGAAGCUAACUACACAACUUUGAUUCAUGGGUUAUGUAAAGUUGGAGAAAUGAACAAAGCUAAAGAUAUACUCAACACUAUGGCUAAGAAUGGAGUGCCUCCUAAUGCUUGGAGCUACAAUGCCUUGAUUAAUGGAUUUUGUAAGUUUAAAAUGGUAGAUGAAGCCGUGAAUCUGUUCAAUGAAAUGCGUCGUAGAAUGAUUAUUCCGAAUGUGGUGACUUACAAUUCACUUAUUGAUGGUUUGUGUAAAUCGGGAAGAAUCGAAAAGGCUUUGGAGCUUGUCAAUGAAAUGCAUCAUAAAAAAAUUAUUCCUGAUGUGGUGACUUACAAUUCACUUAUUAAUGGUUUGUGUAAAUCGGGAAGAAUCGAAAAGGCUUUGGAGCUUGUCGAUGAAAUGCAUCAUAAAAAAAUUAUUCCUGAUGUGGUGACUUACAAUUCACUUAUUGAUGGUUUGUGUAAAUCGGGAAGAAUCAAAAAGGCUUUGGAGCUUGUCAAUGAAAUGCAUCGUAGCAAAAUUAUCCCUGAUUUGGUGACUUACAGUUCACUUAUUGAUGGUUUGUGUAAAUCGGGAGGAAUCAAAAAGGCUUUGGAGCUUGUCAAUGAAAUGCAUCAUAGCAAAAUUAUCCCUAAUGUGGUGACUUACAAUUCACUUAUUGAUGGUUUGUGUAAAUCGGGAAGAAUCAAAAAGGCUUUGGAGCUUGUCAAUGAAAUGCAUCGUAAAAAAAUUAUUCCUGAUGUGGUGACUUACAAUUCACUUAUUGAUGGUUUGUGUAAAUCGGGAAGAAUCAAAAAGGCUUUGGAGCUUGUCAUUGAAAUGCAUCGUAGCAAAAUUAUCCUUAAUGUGGUGACUUACAAUUCACUUAUUGAUGGUUUGUGUAAAUCGGAAAGAAUCAAAAAGGCUUUGGAGCUUGUCAAUGAAAUGCAUCGUAGCAAAAUUAUCCCUGAUUUGGUGACUUACAGUUCACUUAUUGAUGGUUUGUGUAAAUCGGGAAGAAUUGAAAAGGCUUUGGAGCUUGUCAAUGAAAUGCAUCAUAGCAAAAUUAUCCCUAAUGUGGUGACUUACUGUUCUAUAUUGGAUGCUUUGUUCAAAAACCAUCGUGUUGACGAGGCAAUUGCAUUAUUAACCAAAAUUAUAGAGAAGGGUAUUCAGCCAGACUUGCAUACAUACACUAUUCUUAUACAUGGAUUGUGUAUAAAUGGAAGACUGGAGGAUGCCAGAAAGGUUUAUGAAACAAUUAUUCGUUCCCUCUUUGAAAAAGGUGAAAAUGAUAAAGCAGAGAAACUUCUUCGUGAAAUGAUUGAGAGAGGUCUAUUAUAUAAUCAAAACUAGGAUUGGUAGUGCAUCUUAUCCAUGCUCCUCAAUGAAAAUCAAUCUUUGAAAAUGGUGUAACAAAAUUGUUGGUAGACUUCUGUGUGCAUCAGUUAAAAAGGCUGUUGGUGAGACGAUUGUUCCCGCUACUGAUAUAUCAAAAAGCAGUACUACAGAAAAGCAUAAAAAGUUUGUUUCCAUGUGAAUUUGCACAACUCUUCCAAUCAGGAUUUGUUCUCAAGCUGGUGAUGAUGACCAUCAGAAGUUCCAACCUCUAGGCUGCUAGAAUUGUUAUGAUUUGCUUCAGCUGAGGAUAUGAUUUGACAUGUAAAUGAUGACCGUGUUUCUCACUCUUCCUUGCUUCAUCUACAUGCACAUCAUCUUCAACUUAUUUUCAGAUAUGCUCAUGAACCCAUAUCGCAGUAUAAAUGUUUCUACUGCACAAUCAACCACUACGACAUUUUGGAAGUGAAGUGGAGGAAACUAACCAAAAUAGCAUUGCAUGCACCACAACCUUAGUCCAGUCACUGAGUUGUUCCCUUCUUCAUCGAUUCUGAUACACAAUUUGAGGAAUUGCAAUUCUCAGAGACAGAACACAGAGACAAUGAUGAAGAAGGAACACGAAGAUGAAGAUGACUGAAAAUGAAGACGGCGAUUAACAAUUUCAAGCUUCAGAUCAGAGAUUUUUCUAAGAAGCUUCGGCAAUUCUAUCACAUGUAUUUUUUUUUGAAAGACUAUCCCAUGUUUGUUGAAAAGUCGAUUAUGAUGAAGACAUAAGGAUUAAGAAUUAGAGUGAUUUUGGUAAGGUUCUUCCGAAUCGGAGUGAUUUUGACACGGUUCUACUCAGUGAAAGUGAGAGAAAGAAGGAGAGGUGAAGAUUAGUGAUUUUGACUUUUGACAGAUAGAUAAAACAACUAUGGUCAAAGGCCAAAGGCAACAGAAUGAAAAUAGUUAUCAUUACAUCAGUAGUCAUGCUUAAUUUUUCUCAAGGUUGCUUGUUUUUCUCAAGGUUACAUUACAUCUAGAAAAAUAUUAUCAGUAGUCAUGCUUCUAGUUCUAUGGCAAAUUUUUUGAGUUUAUCUUGGCCAACUUUAUGCAAGUUGAGAAGUUUUAUUUUAGAUAUCAAUAAACUUCUACUAUAAUAAUUGAGUUUUUCUAA
Messenger RNA from Trifolium pratense (red clover), 3122 nucleotides. RefSeq names its product pentatricopeptide repeat-containing protein At1g63330-like. The transcript is spliced from 2 exons. NCBI's taxonomy places the organism in Eukaryota, Viridiplantae, Streptophyta, Magnoliopsida, Fabales, Fabaceae. The record is from RefSeq and is a predicted model, not a curated record. Gene Ontology annotation, molecular function: protein binding. Bases 149 to 1984 code for a protein of 611 amino acids.